AUGGCAUUCCCUGUGGAUAUGCUGGAUAAUUGCAGUCACGAGGAACUGGAAAAUUCUGCUGAGGAUUACAUGUCAGAUCUAAGGUGUGGGGACCCUGAAAAUCCUGAGUGUUUUUCUCUUCUCAAUAUUACGAUUCCUAUUAGCCUGUCAAAUGUAGGCUUUGUACCUCUUUAUGGUGGAGACCAGACCCAGAAAGUUCUUGCUCUUUUUGCACCUGAGGACUCACUCACAGCUGUGGCACUUUACCUUGCUGAUCAGUGGUGGGCUAUUGAUGAUAUUGUGAAAACAUCUGUCCCUUCUAGAGAGGGGCUUAAGCAGGUGAGAACUCUUGGGGAGAGAGUGGUUCUGUAUGUUCUGAAUCGAAUUAUUUAUAGAAAACAGGAAAUGGAGAGAAAUGAGAUCCCAUUCCUGUGUCAUAACAGUACUGAUUAUGCUAAGAUUCUGUGGAAGAAAGGAGAGGCCAUUGGGUUUUAUUCAGUUAAGCCUACAGGAAGCAUAUGUGCCUCAUUUCUUACCCAAAGCUACCAACUGCCAGUUCUUGAUACAAUGUUUGUAAGAAAGAAAUAUCGAGGCAAAGAUUUUGGGCUUCAUAUGCUGGAGGACUUUGUUGAUUCCUUUACAGAAGAUGCACUUGGCUUGCGAUAUCCACUGUCCUCUCUCAUGUACACAGCUUGCAAGCAAUACUUUGAAAAGUAUCCGGGAGACCAUGAACUCCUUUGGGAAGUUGAAGGUGUUGGGCACUGGUACCAGCGAAUACCAGUCACCAGAGCAUUGCAGAGAGAAACACUUAAGAUGACAGCACUUUCUCAAAAUGAAGCUAAAAGACCUAUGUCUGGAGAAGAUGGUCUUGCAUCUGUUCUGGAAUAUGAAGCAGGAACUGAAGACAAUCAGUCUAGUGAGAUGCAGCUAACUAUUGAUUCUCUAAAAGAUGCCUUUGCAAGCACUUCUGAAGGUCAUGAUAAAACACCUGUUUCCACUCGUACUCGGAGUAGUCAUCUAAAGCGGCCAAAGAUUGGAAAGCGGUUUCAGGAUUCUGAGUUUAGUAGUUCUCAAGGGGAAGAUGAAAAGACUCCCCAGACCUCACCCACAGCUUCAGUAAACAAAUUGGAGUCUACAGCACACACCUCAGAGAGCUCAGAAGAAUUCCUGGAAGAAGAACCUGAACAGAGAGUGAUUGAAUUUGAGGAGGAAAGUAGUGAUAAAGAUGCUCGGCAAGCACUGGAAACCCAGCCACGCCUGGAAAAGCAAGAUGGUGAAAAGGAAUCUGAAUUAGAGCCUAUGAAUGGUGAGAUAAUGGAUGAUGCUCUUAAGACCUCACUUACAACUGAAGAGGAGGACUCCACUAGUGAGGUUUUAGAUGAAGAGUUAAAAUUGCAGUCUUUUAAUUCCAGUGAAGACUCUACGAAUUUUGUUCCACUGGUAGUAGAAUCUUCAAAACCCCCUGAGGCUGUUGCACAGGAUAAGGCCUCACAUGUAACUGACUCAGAAAUGUUGCUCGAGGAAGGCCCAUCUGAUGAAAAGGGGCACCCCGAAGAGAAACUGCCACUAGUUUCAAGGAAGAAAGCCCACUUUGGGGGUUCAGACAAUGUUGCUACUAUCCCAAAUGAAGAGCGGUCUGACAGUGGUUUUCCAAACUCUGUGGUAACUGAAUUUUCUGAGGAAUCCAUCUCUGAAAACUUAUCCCCCAACACUACUUCCUCAUUGGAAGACCAGGGCGAGGAGGGGGUACCCGAGCCCCAGGAAACGUCUACAGCUCUUCCGCAGAGUUCUUUGAUAGAGGUUGAACUUGAAGAUGUGCCGUUGUCACAGAGCGCAGGACAGAGGAACCAGUCGGAGGAGCAGUCGGAAGCGUCUUCUGAGCAGCUGGAUCAGCUUACACAGUCGACAGAAAAAACUGCGGACAGCAGCUCGGAGGAGAUGGAGGUGGAAGUGCCUGUGGUGGACAGGCGGAGCUUAAGAAGAAAGGCCAAGGGGCACAAGGGGCCUGGUAAGAAGAAGGCCAAGCUGACCUGAGUGAAGAAGACACGCACAUGGCGAAUCCUCUUCUUUGUAACAUAACGGUUGUUUUUUAAAUAUGGUAAUUAAUAAAUAGCAUGGGGCACAGGACUAAAAUUCCAAAAGUUCAAUUUGGACUUAUUUAUGAUGCCGUUUUUCCCUCCCCCUUAGGACCUAGGAGUCACCAUUCUUUUUAAUUUUUCAGGCUAUUUUGUGUAAAUACAAUUUUUUAUUUUUAUUAACCAUGUUUCGAUUUGGGGAAACCAGAUCAUACUAUUUUUUCUUUAGCAUUUGGAGACAUCUGACCAUUAAUAUUUCAGAAAAUACAAAUUAAAAAACUGUGAAAGUAGUAGGCUUUCUGUUACUUGUAAGGAUCACAGAAAUCUUUUAUAUUAAGGGUUUUAAUAGUAAACUUGGUGAGGGUUCUAGAAAUUUUAUCUCAAAUAUCAAAACUAAUCACCAUUUUUUAAAAUGUAGUCAUGCCUAAACAAAAGUGUCAGUAAAUUGGAAUAAAUAUAACUUCAACUAAGUGAGCGCACAAAUACGGAAAUUUGUGGUCAAAGGUUUAUGAAGGUGUUAUUUUGGCCUCUUAAUUCUUAGUUGUGUAGAGGCAAUUUCUUCCUUUGACUUCAAUGUCGGUGGAAAGGUAGAAAAUCUGUUUCCAACUCACUCUUUAAACAUCUCAUACUAGUAGUACUGCUAGGGAUUUACCUCUGGCAUGUGGGCACUAGUGUAAGUAUUUGAAAUUUCACGUGAAGAUGGGGACUGUGCUCUUCUCACCCAGUUAACGUGUAUACUUCAGGAGUGUGAGAACCCUUCCUCAGGCUUCUUGAGCCUGCCACUGCCGUGACUCCAGAAUCUUACUUAUAUUCCCCCAGCUUUCAUCCACU
Messenger RNA from Ceratotherium simum simum (southern white rhinoceros), 2885 nucleotides. The record is from RefSeq and is a predicted model, not a curated record. NCBI's taxonomy places the organism in Eukaryota, Metazoa, Chordata, Mammalia, Perissodactyla, Rhinocerotidae.